Molecule: messenger RNA, 3243 nt
Organism: Penicillium cinerascens
Lineage: Eukaryota; Fungi; Ascomycota; Eurotiomycetes; Eurotiales; Aspergillaceae
Product: cation-translocating P-type ATPase
Exons: 4
Coding region: 1-3243 (1080 amino acids)
Biological process (GO): intracellular calcium ion homeostasis; calcium ion transmembrane transport
Cellular component (GO): plasma membrane
Molecular function (GO): ATP binding; ATP hydrolysis activity; P-type calcium transporter activity
Source: RefSeq, a predicted model, not a curated record
AUGUCUCAGGAGAAAGCCCAAGCUAAGGGCUUCAAGUCUUCCGAUACUACAUCACAGUCAUACCUCUCUCAACCCGCGCACAGCCUUUCCUUUGAUAAUGUCAUUCAGGAAUUGGGCACGAACUCAGACGAUGGUCUCACCUCUAGUGAAGCCAAGGGGCGCAUCGAGAAGUAUGGCGAGAACAUGCUGGAGGGAGACGAGGGUGUCUCCUUUGCGAAGAUUGUCAUUCGACAAAUUGCCAAUGCCAUGAUGCUCGUUCUUAUCAUUGCCAUGGCAGUCAGUUUUGGUAUCAAGGCUUGGAUUGAAGGUGGCUUCAUUACAGCCGUCAUCAUUCUCAACAUUGUCGUUGGAGUCUACCAAGACUUUGCUGCUGAGAAGACCAUGGACUCGCUGCGGUCUCUCAGCUCUCCGACUGGCGUUGUGACCCGCGACGGUAAAACCGUGACUGUGCCUGCCAACGAGAUUGUCCCCGGCGACAUGGUAGAGCUCAAAGUUGGAGACACCGUGCCUGCAGAUAUCAGACUAGUGGAAGCAUUCAAUUUCGACACUGACGAAGCUCUUUUGACUGGCGAGUCGCUCCCAGUCACAAAAGAAGCCGGUGCCACAUUCGACCCCGAUACCGGACCUGGAGACCGACUGAAUAUUGCCUACAGCUCAUCCACCGUUACUCGCGGACGCGCAAGAGGUGUCGUUGUCGGAACUGGCAUGAGAACGGAGAUUGGUGCCAUCGCUGCAGCUCUCCGCGGUGGCGAUUCCAAGCGCCGUCCAGUGAAGCGCAGCCCCGAGGGCGAGACCAAGAAGCGAUGGUACAUCCAGGCCUGGACCUUGACUACGACCGACGCUAUUGGCCGCUUCCUGGGCAUUAAUGUUGGAACUCCUCUGCAACGCAAACUGUCCAAGCUGGCAAUGCUUCUUUUUGGCAUUGCUGUAAUUUUUGCGGUCGUGGUUGCCGCAGCCAACAGCUUCCGAGGUGAUAGCGAAGUCAUUAUUUAUGCCGUCGCCACUGGAUUGGCCAUGAUUCCGGCUUGUUUGGUCGUUGUCUUGACAAUCACUAUGGCCGUUGGAACUAAGCAGAUGGUGCAGCGACAUGUUAUUGUCCGUAAACUUGACUCUCUCGAAGCCCUCGGGGCUGUCACGAACAUCUGCUCCGACAAGACUGGCACUCUUACACAGGGUCGCAUGGUCGCCAAGCGUGCUUGGAUUCCUUCCGUUGGUACUUACUCGGUCGGGCCUUCGAAUGAUCCUUUGAACCCCCAAGAAGGAGACCUGAGCCUCAUACCCGAGCCGCCAGUCAAAUUGGGCCCAGGCUCCAAGCAAAGUGACCCCACAAGCCCGGACGAUUUGCUAGACAAUGAGUUCCUCAAGUCUUUCCUCAAUGUGGCCGCGAUGGCUAACCUUGCCUACCUUCACAAAUCGGCCAACGAUGGAUGGCAGGCUCGCGGUGAGCCAACGGACGUUGCCAUCCAGGUGUUUGCAUCGCGAUUCGACUGGGGGCUUGAUCGAUGGACCAAGGGCGAAAGCCCCGUCUGGAUGCAGAAGGCCGAGUAUCCCUUCGACUCGAGCGUGAAAAAGAUGUCCGUGAUUUUUGCCAAUUCCGAGAACUCUUCCCAAAUGGUAUUUAGCAAGGGCGCCGUAGAGCGUGUUCUGGAGGCCUGCACUACUAUCACCUGGAAGGAAGGGUCCGAUCCAGUUCCUUUGGACGAUAACAUCCGUGAUGAGAUCCUCCAGAACAUGGAAGCCCUUGCAAAGGAGGGUCUUCGUGUGCUUGGCCUCGCCGGUCGUGAACACAAUGCCCGCACCAAGGAGAGCGAUGAACCUCUUCCUCGAGAGGAGGUCGAGAAAGACCUUGUAUUCUAUGGUCUUAUCGGACUUCACGAUCCUCCUCGCCCCGAGACCGCAGGUGCCAUCGCCCAGUGCUACAAGGCUGGAAUCUCCGUGCAUAUGGUGACAGGUGAUCACCCUGGCACUGCCCGUGCAAUUGCGGCUCAGGUGGGAAUCAUCCCGGACAAUAUGAAUAUCUUUGCAAAGGAUGUUGCCGAUGCAAUGGUCAUGACGGCGAGCGAAUUCGACAAGCUCACGGAAGACGAGAUCGACGACUUGCCUACUCUGCCUCUCGUCAUCGCUCGAUGCGCACCCAACACCAAAGUCCGCAUGAUCGACGCUCUGCACCGACGGGGUCGCUACGUGGCUAUGACUGGUGAUGGUGUAAAUGACUCGCCAUCGCUUAAACGUGCCGACGUCGGCAUUGCGAUGGGUCAAAACGGCUCCGAUGUUGCAAAGGAUGCGUCGGAAUUAGUUCUGACAGAUGACAACUUUGCCUCUAUUAUAAACGGUAUCGAAGAAGGCAGGAGAAUUUUCGACAAUAUUCAGAAAUUCGUUCUGCAUCUGCUGGCUGAGAACGUGGCUCUGGCCUUGACGUUGCUUAUCGGCCUUGCAUUUAAGGAUGAUACCAACCAAUCCGUGUUCCCCAUUUCUCCGGUUGAAAUUAUCUGGAUUAUCAUGGUUACCUCCGGUCUUCCUGAUAUGGGGUUGGGAAUGGAGAGGGCUUCUCCAGAUGUGAUGGACCGACCUCCGCAAAGCAAACAAGGUAUCUUCACUUGGGAAAUCAUCAUCGAUACUCUCGUCUACGGUGUCUGGAUGGCAGCACUCUGUCUAUCCGCCUUUGCCCUCGUCAUGUUCCGUUGGGGUGACGGCAAUCUAGCCCAAGGCUGCAACACCCACUACAACGACGCCUCCAAACCAUACGACUGCGACACCGUCUUCCGCGCCCGCGCUACAACGUUCACCUGCAUGACGUGGUUCGCGCUGUUCCUCGCAUGGGAGAUGAUGGACCUCCGCCGAAGCUUCUUCUGCAUGCAGCCCGACUCCAAGCGCUACUUCACUCAGUGGAUGCACGAUAUCUGGCGCAACCAGUUCUUGUUCUGGGGAAUCAUGGCCGGCUUCGUGCUUGCGUUCCCCAUUAUUUACAUCCCUGUCAUCAACCACAGCGUGUUUAAACAUUCGAGCAUUUCGUGGGAGUGGGGCAUUGUCUUUGUUGAGACUGUGCUAUUCUUCCUUGGUAUUGAGGCUUGGAAGUGGUGUAAGCGAGUUUAUUUCAGGCGCCAGGAGAGGAAGGCGCAGAAGAAGGGUGAUGUGCCUCGUGAUGAUCGUCGCCAGUUGAGGGCUUUCAGCCGGUACACUACGAUGAGUCGCUCUGAGACACAGGCGACCGGGGAUAUGAAGGUUGAGAAAUCCAUGGUUUGA